Diabrotica virgifera virgifera (western corn rootworm) is the source of this 2907-nucleotide messenger RNA. RefSeq lists its product as uncharacterized. The transcript has 2 exons. Bases 839 to 1552 code for a protein of 237 amino acids. NCBI's taxonomy places the organism in Eukaryota, Metazoa, Arthropoda, Insecta, Coleoptera, Chrysomelidae. The record is from RefSeq and is a predicted model, not a curated record.
GUCUGGCUCCCCUCCACCACUCACUCACACCCUUUGUUUCUGUUAGUCUGACUCCACCGUUCAAUCUGACAGCACGUGGUUUGCGCGUUAUUACAUGUAUUUCAGUGUGUUUUGUUUAGUGUGUGGGGUUUAUGACUUGUGAAUUCCGUGUGGUUUUGUUGUUUUUCUAUCAUGAAUAAAAAGACAAGCACUAUAACAACGAGGAAAUGCACUGAAGCUCCUAUAGUCGGACAGCCUCUUGACAUUAGUGAUAUUAAUAUUUUACCUACUAAAAGUGACGUGCUGAGGUAUUUUGAAUGGGUGAGAAAUCAGUUGAAAUCUGAAGGAUGGCUACCAACCACAGAAAAAGUUAAUUGCAAUGCGAGUGACACAGAAGUUAGAGCAAACUUGGAAAAAAUCAUCAAUACCUGUUUCAUCUACUAACAAUAUUGUUUUUAUGAUUUUACAAUUGCAUGAGAGGUGUGAAAAAAAUAAAAAAUCUUCAGGUUGUAAUACAAAAAAUGCCAUGAGUUUUAGAGUUGCAGUUGAAAAGUUUAGAUCUGACAUUGAUAAUAGUCUUUUUGAUAUUUGUUCAUGCAAAUGUAGUGAACUAGACAAAUGUUUGUCCCCAGCUCCAAGAAAAGUACCAAAAUUAGAACAUGCAUUCUUGACAGACCAACGGAACUUGAGGAUGAUGAUUAUCGGAGGUAUUGACUAAGCAGAGACUAAAAAAAUUGAAAAACGAAACAAACGGAAGGAAAAGUCCCUGCAAUCUAAAUUAAGUAGGAAUGUGGAACUAACUACUCCACCUGAUUUAAUAAAUGUAGAUAUUCUUAGUAGUGACUCUGAUGAUGAAUCCAUGGAAGAAGAAUCAAGUAGGCCUGAUGAAAAAGUUCAAGGUUCUAAAAUAACUCCUCUAAGAAACAAAAUUGAAAGUCCAAGCGUGAAAGUAAAACAAGGCCUGCCAGUGAAUCUGUCAUUGUUUUAUAGGGCAUGUGAUCGCAGAGGAAUUUCAAACAGAGCAGGUGCUCAACUAGUAAGUGCUCUUCUACAAGAUUUGAAUGUUAUAUCACCAGAAAACCAAGCCGCAGUUAUUGACAAGUCCAAGAUUUUUCGUGAAAGGUUAAAGUACCGCCGAAGUACAACUCGCACAAACGAAAUAAUUGCUCCUUACUUCGAUGGUAGGAAGGAUGAAACCAUAAUCAAAGAAAUUGUACGUGGGAAAUCUAUCCGUAAAACCAUACAAGAAGAACACAUAUCUUUGAUCGAGGAACCAGGUUCAGCAUAUUUCGGUCAUGUAACUCCAAACAGUGGAUCUGCGAAAGAUAUAGUAUCAUCAAUAUUAAGUUACAUGAGUGAUAACUCCAUUGAUAACUCAAAUAUCAAAGCGCUUGGAUGUGAUGGUACGGCAACGAAUACUGGAACAUUGCAAGGAGCAGUUUUGUUGCUUGAACGCGCAUUGAAACAUCCGGUCCAAGUAGUAAUAUGUAUGUUGUACUUAAACGAAUUGCCUCUGAGGAAAGUUUUUGUUGCUCUUGACGGUCCAACCACAGGACCAACAUCAGUCAGUUAGCCAAUAGGCAAAGGUUUGACCAACUGCCAAGACUUCCCGGUUGUUAAUUAUGACAAAAUAGAUAGCACCUUCCCAGAAGUCGAUAGUAAAGACUUAAUUACGGACCAGAAAUACCUUUGGGAUAUAUGUCAGGCUGUAGUCAAAGGUGAAUGUCCCUCUGAGUUGGCCAGUAGAAACCCCGGAAACUUGUCCCACGCCCGGUGGCUGACAUUAGCAAAUAGAUUCUUACGUCUGUAUAUUUCAACUAUUGAACCAACCCCACAACUUAGAAAGCUUGCUGAGUUCGUCAUAAAAUCUAUGCUACCUCAUGGUUUACCAUAAAAUGUCGUCCUAAAAUUAUCCACGCAUCACAACACUUUUUAUUCAUCGUACAGUGCACCAAGUUUUUAGACAGUGAACUGAAGGCUGUGGCUCAGUCUUCCUUGCAAAGAAUCGCCUUUAUGGCUCAUCCUGAACACAUCCUUUUAGGGAUGUUGUUUGACUCUCGAAAACAUAUAAGAGCUUUGGCAGGCAAACGGAUAGAAAAAUCUCGACAGACAGAAACAAGGGCACAUCGAGUCUUCAAACCACCACAAGUUAAUUUUGAGGCAGAAGACUACAUCGAUCUCAUUGACCGGCAAUCCACCACAGUUACAGAACCACCACUUAUAGCUGACUUCAGCAAAGAAGAGAUUGAGAUGAUUGUUAAUUCAGGAAGCAGUGAUAGAAAAGAGUUCAAAAUACCACUUCACACUCAAGCGGUAGAACGAGUUGUAAAGGAAGUUACUGCAGCUUCUAAGCACGUUUGUGGCGUUUAAGAACGAGAAGGCUUUAUAAGAUCAAGAUUAUUGGACAGAAAGUAUCUUCCUAAGUUUGAAACUAAGCGACAGUACACAUCUGCUACAGCUGUAUUGCAAAAAUAAAUUAUAGAUCGAAGAAGCAUUACAAUACCUGUGGCUUUGAAGGCUAACUGGAUUUGUUUAGCCAACGUCUUUCAAGGUGAAGGUUGUCAACUUUUUAUCUGUAAUCUUUAAGUAAACUUUUGUAUUUCUUUAAUAAAUUUCGUACCUCGAUUUUUCGUUGUUACAAUUGAGAUUUUCAUAAAGAUUCCGGGUGACUUUAUGCUUAGUUACAGAUAUUAUCCUAAUUUUUAUUGUUCACUGUUAUCACGUACUUAAUAUUUUUUAAGUUGACAAUAAAAAUAUAAAAUUUAAUUUUCAAUAAAAAAAAAAAGAUGAAAAAUCGUGUUUUUGAGAAAAAAUUCUAAAGUUUAAGUCGAUUCCGGGAGACCUAAAUAUGUUUUAAUUAAAACAAAACUUUUUUCCCUGAAAUAGUAAUGUAAGAGGCAACUUUUUAUCAACUUAAAAGUUUGAAUU